AUGGCCUCCUUUCGUGGCUCGGUACGCCUGGUCGUGAUGGCCGUUGUGGCUUUCAUGCUGGCUAUUGCUUCUGCUCGACCAGCUUCUAUGCGGCUGUCGCGCUCUAUUCCCCAGGCUCCAGCCGAUGACCCGUUCUAUCAGCCACCAACUGGCUUCGAGUCCCAGGCGCAUGGUACCAUUUUGCGUGAUCGUGAGAUUAGUGUCGCUUUCCUGGGAUUGAUACCAGACCCUGUCAAGGCAUACCAAUUGCUGUACCGCACGACGUCCAUCAACGGUUCGGCUAUUGCUGGCGUGACGACCAUCUUCGUGCCCUUGAACGCGAAGAAAGACCGGUUUUUGUCAUUCCACACUGCGUACGAUAGCUCAGCAACCAUCUGCAAUCCGAGCUACAAUUACCAGCUUGGCGCCGCGCAGACCGACAUCAUCUCCUCCGCCGAGCAGUUGAUUCUGCAAGUCUACCUGCUCAUGGGCUACAUCGUCACCUCGCCCGACUACGAGGGACCUGAUGCAGCCUUUGGCCCGGGCCACUUGGAGGGAAUGGGUGUGUUGGAUAGUAUGCGAGCCGUUUCCAACUUCAAAACAUUAGGCCUGUCCACUGCCACGCCUAUGAUCGUGGGUACUGGGUACUCGGGUGGUGCCAUUGCAACCGGUUGGGCAGCUUCCCUGCAGCCCACUUAUGCCCCCGAGUUGAACAUCAAGGGCUGGGUGCAGGGCGGGACACCUGCCAACCUGACUGGUACAUUGGUCUUCGUCGAUAACACGCUCUUCAGCGGGUUCCUUCCUGCUGCUGUUGUGGGUCUGGCGAUGCCCAGUGCUUAUGGUGCCGAACUGAACCCAAUUAUCGAAAGCAUCAUGACUCCAAAGGGUGCCAAAGCUCUGGAGACGGCAAGGACGACCUGCGCGGUCGGAGAUUUGAUCGCCUUUCCCGAGAUGUCUUUGCUGUCCACGGAUUUUCAAAGCCUGGGUGACCGUCUGCUCUACCAACCGACAAUCCAAGCAAUCCUGAGCAAGAACAUGCUGGGCGUUAAUAAGACGGAGAUGCCCACUGCGCCGGUCUUUGUUUACCACGGGACGCAAGAUGAGGUCAUUCCUUACACUAAUGCGUCCACGAUGGUCAAGUCGUGGUGUAGCAAUGGAGUCGAUGUCAAAUUCACCACUUUCGCCACGGGUGGUCACGCGACAACGGAGGUGGUUGCUCUCCCGGAUGUGAUCAACUUUGUCAAAGCUGCCUUUGCCGGUAAAACGGCGAGCGGGUGUUCGAAGAACACCGAGCUUGGUAGUAUCCUCAAUCCCAUUGCCCUUGGUGUUGAGCUUGAGCCUAUCCUGACCAAGUUGAUUGAUGUGCUUUCCCACCUUGGUCAGAGUGAUUCGAAAGUCAAGCAAAAUUUGAAUGUGCUCAAUGAGGUCGUCACCUGGUGA
Penicillium subrubescens is the source of this 1419-nucleotide messenger RNA. RefSeq lists its product as uncharacterized. The transcript has a single exon. Bases 1 to 1419 code for a protein of 472 amino acids. The record is from RefSeq and is a predicted model, not a curated record. NCBI's taxonomy places the organism in Eukaryota, Fungi, Ascomycota, Eurotiomycetes, Eurotiales, Aspergillaceae. Gene Ontology annotation, molecular function: triacylglycerol lipase activity. Gene Ontology annotation, biological process: lipid catabolic process.